Salvelinus fontinalis (brook trout) is the source of this 2173-nucleotide messenger RNA. RefSeq names its product sestrin 2 (gene sesn2). The transcript is spliced from 9 exons. Bases 494 to 1876 code for a protein of 460 amino acids. The record is from RefSeq and is a predicted model, not a curated record. Gene Ontology annotation, molecular function: L-leucine binding; oxidoreductase activity, acting on peroxide as acceptor. Gene Ontology annotation, cellular component: nucleus. NCBI's taxonomy places the organism in Eukaryota, Metazoa, Chordata, Actinopteri, Salmoniformes, Salmonidae. Gene Ontology annotation, biological process: cellular response to L-leucine; positive regulation of macroautophagy; negative regulation of TORC1 signaling.
AUCUGUGACGUCAGUGGUCACGCAGAAGUAGAAGAGUUAAUAGCCGCGAUUGGACAGGUUAUGAAAGUCAGCAGACGUCUCCACAUCUGAAAGAUUACCCGGACAAGUGACGAAUAUCUCUCACGUAUUCGAUACCAGAACCUUAUAUAAUGGACGUAUAUUGCUGCAGACGCCUUCGCUGUUUUGAUCCGACUCAAAUUGACAGGGAUGAGCAACUUGCUAGCCUUCAGUAAUGAUGUGCCCCGUGCUCGAGACAUUAGCAAGCUAGCCUCAAAUCAAAUGUGUUGUCAUUACUUGAGAACAAAUCUGUCGAUUUGAGAACAACAUAUGUGGGGAUUACUGCCGACUACGGUCAAUUGACGAAAUUUGACUGAGUUGUGAAAGCCUAAAUGCUAACUAGCUAGCACACCAGCAUUCGGAAACCAGCGCUAACGUUAGCUAGCUAGCGAGUUAGGGACAAGACCAGGCACGAGAGGGUUCUGUGCAGGUUGCUAUGGAAGAGAUGGCGCUAGAACCACUGACGGACGUGCUCUGCCAAUGUAAUGGAGGAAGAACCACCAACUCCGAAGUUCCCAGACCUACAAGCCGACAUCAUCAACCCGAACUGGGGCCGAACCCGAAUAACUUUUCUCGGCUGUGCAGCAGGGACGAGGCGGAGAGGACGGAGGCGCUGGAAGAACUGACCCAGAGUGUCAUGUCCCGGUUGGGUCUGGACCGACCCGGUUCUGCUCGUCUCGAUAAACACACUCUCCUGCGGCUGCUGCGGGUCUCCCGGUCCUGCCCCUUACAGGAGGUCCGCGAGAGGGCAGCGGAACUGCUGCGGACUGCACAGGAGCAAGGUGUUGAGAUUCCUCAGGCUUUGGCCUCCGGUCCUAGUGCCUUCAUCCCUGCACAAGUGAUUUUGGAGGAGGGGCCAGAUCAGGAAGUUCUGAUAGAAGCCUUCCUCUCAUUAGGCCGUUUUGACCACAUCACCAUGGUGAUGGCCCUUCACCCCACCUACCUCAGCUGCUUCCUGCGUACCCAGCAUGCUUUGCUGGAGCUGGAUGGCCCGCUGCCCCGCCCCUGGAGGCACUACAUCGUUGUCAUGGCCGCAGCUCGUCACCAGUGUUCCUACCUUGUCCAACAGCAUAGUGCAGGGUUCCUGGAGGCGGGGGGGGAGGAGAGCUGGCUGGAGGGGCUACAACACACACACCCCAAAAUACGCUGCCUACACACACUCAACAAGUUGCUGGCACACAGACCCUGGCUCAUCACACAACAGCACAUACAGGAGUUGGUGUGUCCCGGGGCGGACGCUCGUUGGUCAUUGGCUGAGCUGAUCCACGCAGUUGUUCUGAUGACUCACUCUCAUUCGCUGUCCUCCUUCGUUUGGGGGUGUGGCCUACACCCUGAGCCCUACCACGAAGGAGACCACGCCUUCUGCCCGCCAUCACCAUCCAAUAACAUGCCACAAAGCCCUCACAGUCCCGCCCCCGAGGACGGCAAGCCAGAGGAUGGAGUCACAGAGGUGGAGGUAUUGAUGAAGAGGAUGGUGGAGUUACAACAGCAGGAGGAGGAGUGUAGUCAGGAGGAGAUGAUCACUCGCUUUGAGAGGGAGAGGAGCGAGAGCAUACCUACUGCAGUGGUACGGGGAGCCCCCUCUGACUUGGUGUUGAGGUUGGUGGAGGAUCCAGAGUUCAUCUAUGAAGACUUCUCCAUCCGAGGAGAACAGUCACCUCCUACCAUGAGAGCACAGGACUACUCAUGGGAAGACCAUGGAUUCUCCCUAGUGAACAGACUGUUACCAGACAUGGGCCAAUUACUGGAGGAGAAGUUCCAGGUUGAUACUGAUGGAGGUGAUGUUCUCUCUUCUGUCAGGUUGAUACUGAUGGAGUGACGUUCUCUCUUCUGUCAGGUUGAUACUGAUGGAGUGAUGUUCUCUCUUCUGUCAGGUUGAUACUGAUGGAGGUGAUGUUCUCUCUUCUGUCAGGUUGAUAGUGAUGGAGUGACGUUCUCUCUUCUGUCAGGUUGAUACUGAUGGAGUGAUGUUCUCUCUUCUGUCAGGUUGAUAGUGAUGGAGUGACGUUCUCUCUUCUGUCAGGUUGAUACUGAUGGAGGUGAUGUUCUCUCUUCUGUCAGGUUGUGUGUGGUCUAACCUACAACAGGAUGGCGAUGCACAAGGAUGUGGACACAC